AUGGCUUCCAUACUUCGCAGCAGCAGACUAUCCCUUCGUGCAAGCUACUCUCCCUUCAUUCGACCGGCAUCGCGUCUUACUUCCACUUCCAAGACCGUCCAGCCCUGGCGCGGCUACGCUCAUAGCUCCUACGGCGGCGAGGGCGAGACCCAGGCUGAACAGCCCAACACCUCCCGCAACGAGCCUACUCGAGACCUCGAGCAUCCGGGCCCGCCCGCCCCAGACGUUGGUGGUGGUUCGUCGAAGAAGUCCCAGCAGUCCAGCAACAACAGUGGCAGCAAGGACACCGGUCAUGGCACUGGCACUGGCGUCGAAAACAAGAGUCACAGCAAGACCACACCAUCCAACAAGGCCAAACCGACCAUCACGGACGGCGAGAAUUCGCCCAAUGCAGAGAUCGACGGAACAGUGGGAGACAACGCAUCGGAGGAUGUCAAGAGACACAACCAGGAGAUGGACCAACGGUACGAUCACGCGUAUAACCAGGUGAAGAAAUAA
Molecule: messenger RNA, 498 nt
Organism: Aspergillus fijiensis CBS 313.89
Lineage: Eukaryota; Fungi; Ascomycota; Eurotiomycetes; Eurotiales; Aspergillaceae
Exons: 2
Coding region: 1-498 (165 amino acids)
Source: RefSeq, a predicted model, not a curated record